GAAAAUGCAUGGAAUUGCAUCGACAAUCAAAGCAUAUGUUGGUGUGUGAAUUACUAAACCAAAAAGCCCAUGAGAUUUCCGUAGAGAAUUGACAGUAUCCCCAUUUCAGAAGGUGCUUGAGGUCAAAGAUUAUUUAUACAUUAAACCAGGACUAGGACUCAAUCCAUGCUCAUCCCCAGCUAGUUUGAUACUAGUAUAUUAACAUCUUCAACCACGUCGGUGUGCAAUUUCUAGCGUCCGAAAGAUGAGAGUAUAUAUUGUGGUGCAACAAAUGUUAUGUUCUGAUCUCUUUCUAAUUAACUUUGUCCACUUCAAGGGAGAAUGAUUCUCCAGUUAGCAUCACAUGAUCACAGAGUUGAUUCUGGAACUAAGUUUUCAUUUGCACAAGAAGCCAAAAGUAGAACGCACCCUAGUUUUGCAUUUGGUGAGUGCCCGAAUAAAUAAAUCUGCAAAACCACGAGAGGAGAGGAGAGGAGAGGAGCGGGCUUUCGUGUUGGUUUACCACAAAUACAAAGCGAAAGCGACCACAUUUGCGGCCGUCUGAGCCAAUGAUCUCAAGCUUUGUCUUUCACGCACGGCCUCUUCAACCUGAAAGCGAAUUGGUCAACUUUCUACCGGUCUUGCUCAUUUUUUAGUAUUAUCGUUCGUUAGAUCUGCGCCAUGCUCAACUAAACUGCAGGUAGCGCGAUUGGUUUGUUUCCACGGCCAUAGUCAUCGAUAUGGAGCAGCCACGAGUUUUAAGAUGGUUUGACGUGCAAUCCGUGCCUGGUGAUUACAGCUUUCCGCUGGAGGAUCGACCAGGACGGCUUCCCAUUCCUUUAUGUGACGCAGUCCCUGUAAUUGACCUCCACAAGUCAACUACGAGUCCAGAAAAAUGGAGCAUGGUCCGACAGAUUGUAGAAGCCAGUCAAGAAUAUGGAUUUUUCCAGGUGAUCAACCAUGGAGUAUCUGAAGAUGUCGUGAGGGAAACGAGUACCGUGUUUAAGGAAUUUUUCAACAUGUAUGCGGAGGACAAGAAGGGUACUAGUGCAUCUGAUGGAGAUUUAAGCCGGGGCUGGAUCUACAUGAACAGCUCCUCCGUAUUUGCAAAAGAUGGUAUUCAUUUGUGGAGGGAUAAUGUUAAACUUGCUUGUCACCCCUUGGAGGAAUGCAUGCAAGGUUGGCCUCCAAAACCAACCCGGUAUAGAGAGGUGGUUGCAACAUACGUAGAGGAAAUGAGGAGAUUGAGUGGAAGAAUUCUUGAGCUGAUAUGUGAUGGAUUGGGGCUGGAAGCUGGGUACUUGGAACGGUUGAGCCAAGUUCAAUUGGUGGUAGGCAACUAUUAUCCACCGUGCCCGGACCCGAGUUUGACCUUGGGACUAUUAAAGCACUGCGAUCCCAGCCUGAUAACCAUACUCCUUCAAGAAGGAAAUGCAUGUGGACUUCAAGUUUUGCAUAAUGGAAAGUGGAUAGGGGUCGCCCCUCUUCCUAAUGCCCUUGUUGUCAACAUUGGUAACCAGCUGGAGAUUAUCAGUAAUGGGAAGCUAAAGAGCGCAGAACAUCGAGCGGUGACAAAUUCAUAUGAAGCCAGAAUAAGCAUUGCCACCUUCAUCAACCCUUCCCACAACUCCAUUGUAGAACCUGCAAAAGUUUUGGUUGAUGAGUUAAAUCCUCCUCGCUAUGCUCCCACUUUGUACAAAGACUUCGCUCACACGUCCAAAGUUGCGUCCACUGAAGCAACAAAACCGCCUGCGCCGCCUGAUUCUUAAUGGGAAUUGCUGCUCUUUCACUUGCCAAGAGGACGAACCAAGUAACACGCAUACUUUUCUUUAUAGAAAACAUCCGGAAAAAAAAAAGAAGAAAUGUUUUGAUUCAAAGCCGGUUUGACAGAUUUAUUUGGAUGAAACAAGUGGAAACCGAGGAUUAUUUUGUUGGAGCAUUCCCUCCGACAGACCUCGUUAGAUUGCGUAAGUGUCAAUUCACUUCUGCCCAA
Coffea arabica (coffee) is the source of this 1972-nucleotide messenger RNA. RefSeq names its product flavanone 3-dioxygenase 2. The record is from RefSeq and is a predicted model, not a curated record. NCBI's taxonomy places the organism in Eukaryota, Viridiplantae, Streptophyta, Magnoliopsida, Gentianales, Rubiaceae.